This is a messenger RNA of Sabethes cyaneus, 2403 nucleotides long. It is a transcript of the gene CngA, whose product is annotated as cyclic nucleotide-gated cation channel subunit A. Bases 1 to 2403 code for a protein of 800 amino acids. NCBI's taxonomy places the organism in Eukaryota, Metazoa, Arthropoda, Insecta, Diptera, Culicidae. Gene Ontology annotation, cellular component: intracellular cyclic nucleotide activated cation channel complex; plasma membrane. Gene Ontology annotation, molecular function: protein-containing complex binding; intracellularly cGMP-activated cation channel activity; intracellularly cAMP-activated cation channel activity. The record is from RefSeq and is a predicted model, not a curated record. The transcript has 12 exons. Gene Ontology annotation, biological process: monoatomic cation transmembrane transport.
AUGUGGACCUACAUGAUGGCAGCGGCCCGAGGUGACCGGGCAAUGUCAUCUAUCUCACAGCGUCAUCAGAGCAAUCGGAAUGAUUUCGAUUCACCCAGCAUCUACCACUUCAGCCGGGUUCAGCGUCCGCUGUACAACACCUCGAACCGUUCGGGAGGCCUCUGCAAUGGGCCGAUUACGAUCAACACCACUCCGUUCGGGAGUAACACGAUAUAUCAGAACUUUAACCCGUCGACAGUGGGUAGCAUCAGCAGUGUGGCAACCACUCCAAGCUUAUCGGCAACAACGACUCCAGCGGGCGGACAGCUCAGUUCCACCGUUUCUGGUCAGCUUCCGUUCACGACCCGCAACCGCAUCGAGGUAGCCUCCGAUCAUCACAGCGGCGGUUCGAUGCCCAACAGCAGUAACAUUAACAACAACAACAAAAAUAACCACCUAAGCCAGGCUGUGAUAGAAAGCGAGAGAGGUGACUUUCUGGAAUCGUCCAGCGGCCGGGGCUCGCUGCACCGAUGGUUGAACGCGUUCCGACACAGGCUGCACAAGCGGGGCCACUCGAAGCCGCCCGAUCAGUUUCUGGAUAAGUUUUCCACCACGACCGCUUCGGAUACGCGACUGCACCAGACGGUGCCGGCACUACCCUCGGAUGGAACCUGCAGCCGGCUGUCCGUCGAUCCGUCCCUGCCGUCGCACUAUCGGUGGCUGUCGGUGGUAUCGCUAGCUGUGCUGUACAAUAUAGUGUUUGUGAUAGGACGUGCCGUUUUCUGGGAAAUCAAUCGCCAGGCGCCAGCCCUCUGGUGGACCUUAGACUAUCUAUGUGAUUUUAUAUACUUAGCCGACACGUUAGUUCAUUGUCAUGAAGGGUACCUGGAGCAAGGACUGCUGGUACGUGACGCAUCCAAGCUGCGGAAACACUACUUCUCCAAGGAGCGCUGGUGGCUGGAUGUUGUUUCGAUGCUGCCCACCGAUCUGGCCUACAUAUGGUGGGCGCCGAGUUCCUGUACCGCGACCCGACUACCCUGUCCAAUUAUAGUUAGGAUUAAUAGAUUAUUGCGUCUUCCAAGAAUGUGGGAAUGGUUUGACCGGACCGAGACGGCAACCGGUUACCCGAAUGCGUUUAGGAUAUGUAAGGUCGUAUUAGCUAUACUAGUAUUAAUCCAUUGGAAUGCGUGUCUUUAUUUCGCAAUAAGCUACGCGCUCGGGUUUAGCUCGGACAAUUGGGUGUACAACAUCAACGGGGCGAAAAAUCUCACCCUCUCCCGCCAGUACAUCUACAGCUUCUACUGGUCCACGCUGACGUUGACCACGAUCGGCGAAACGCCGACGCCGGAAAACGACGCCGAGUAUCUGUUCGUGGUGGCUGACUUUCUUGCCGGGGUGCUCAUCUUUGCUACCAUCGUCGGUAACAUUGGUUCAAUGAUUUCAAACAUGAAUGUGACCCGUGUGGAGUUCCAAAACCGAAUGGAUGGUGUCAAGCAAUAUAUGGCGUUUCGGAAGGUUGGUGGAGAACUGGAAGCGCGGGUUAUCCGCUGGUUUGCUUACACCUGGGCCCAAAGCGGUGCGCUGGACGAGGAACGUGUGUUGGCAGCCCUACCGGACAAGUUGAAAGCCGAAAUUGCUAUCCGUGUGCACAUGGACACGUUGCGGCAAGUGAGGAUAUUUCAAGACUGCGAACCGGGUUUACUGGAAGCGUUGGUGCUAAAAUUAAAAUUACAGGUAUUCAGCCCCGGGGAUUACAUCUGCCGGAAGGGUGACGUCGGCAAGGAAAUGUACAUCGUGAAGCGGGGCAGCCUCUCGGUGGUAGCGGACGAUGGAAUUACGGUGCUGGCCACUCUCGGUGCCGGUUCGGUGUUCGGAGAAGUAUCGGUGCUGGAGAUUGCCGGCAAUCGAACGGGCAAUCGGCGGACGGCGAACGUGAGGUCAAUUGGGUACUCGGAUCUGUUCUGCCUAGCGAAACGUGACUUGUGGGAAACUUUGGCUGACUACCCGGAAGCGAGGGCAUCACUGACGGAACGUGGCUGUCAAUUAUUGCGCAAAGAUGGUCUACUGGAUGAAGCGGUAUUUGCCAGUGCCCAACACCAGCAGGACACGCUGGAGAGUGGCGUAGCCAAGCUGGAGCAGACGGUGGAAAAUCUAAAUCUGCGGCUCGCUCGCCUUUUGGCCGAGUACUCUGCCAGUCAAGCGAAGCUGAAACAACGGAUCUCGCGGCUAGAGGCAAGACCGAUGUCAUCGCCGAAGCGCCGAUCGAACCAGCAGCAUCAUCAGCAUCCCAGCAGUGACGGCAGCGGAGGAUCGGCGAGUUCCAGAGGCCACCAGCUACGGUCGGCUCAGAAUCGACGCAAAUCGCACUCGUCCUCAGCGAAGGCACUUUCCAACGGCAAUAGCAGCAAGCAGAACACAUUAUGA